UAUUGGGCCUUAAAAAACCUAAAAACAAAUCCCAAAUAUAUAUACACAUAAAAAUCUCUCUAGGGUUUUUUUUCUCUUCAUUGGAGCAUCUCGUUAGCAGCAACAACAACAACAACAACGAACAACAACAAUAAGCCAUGGUUCUAAAGACAGAACUCUGCCGUUUCAGUGGUGCCAAGAUAUACCCAGGGAGGGGCAUCAGAUUUAUUCGUGCAGAUUCUCAGGUGUUCCUGUUUGUCAACUCAAAAUGCAAACACUACUUCCACAACCGCCUGAAGCCUUCGAAGCUUACAUGGACAGCCAUGUACAGGAAGCAGCACAAGAAGGAUAUUGCUCAAGAAGCUGUUAAGAAGAGGAGACGCGCCACAAAGAAGCCUUACUCUAGGUCCAUUGUGGGUGCAACCUUGGAGGUAAUCCAGAAGAAGAGAGCUGAGAGGCCAGAAGUUCGUGAUGCUGCCAGGGAGGCUGCUCUUCGUGAAAUCAAGGAGCGAAUCAAGAAGACUAAGGAUGAAAAGAAGGCGAAGAAGGCAGAAGUGAUGGCCAAGUCACAGAAAGCUGGAGGUAAGGUUAACCUGCAAAAGGGAGGAUCGAAAGGCCCUAAGCUUGGUGGCGGUGGUGGAAAACGUUAAGCUAUUGUUCAUGUUGUUUUCUAAGUAGUACUUAGAGUGUAGCUAUUCUGAUCUACCAGCGUUUAGCGCGCGCUCUGAAAAAACAUAUUUCUGAAUUUUUGUCUUGUUUUAAAUAUGCAGAUUGCUGUACUUUUGUUUCGUUGUGAUAAUUAUAAUCUUGUUCUAUUAUGAGAA
Messenger RNA from Capsicum annuum, 803 nucleotides. RefSeq names its product 60S ribosomal protein L24. Gene Ontology annotation, cellular component: cytosolic large ribosomal subunit. Bases 138 to 629 code for a protein of 163 amino acids. The record is from RefSeq and is a predicted model, not a curated record. Gene Ontology annotation, molecular function: structural constituent of ribosome; mRNA binding. Gene Ontology annotation, biological process: cytoplasmic translation. The transcript has 5 exons. NCBI's taxonomy places the organism in Eukaryota, Viridiplantae, Streptophyta, Magnoliopsida, Solanales, Solanaceae.